Phaethon lepturus (White-tailed tropicbird) is the source of this 2184-nucleotide messenger RNA. RefSeq names its product synaptic vesicle glycoprotein 2C (gene SV2C). The coding region runs from base 1 to 2184 and encodes 727 amino acids. The record is from RefSeq and is a predicted model, not a curated record. NCBI's taxonomy places the organism in Eukaryota, Metazoa, Chordata, Aves, Phaethontiformes, Phaethontidae. Gene Ontology annotation, molecular function: transmembrane transporter activity. Gene Ontology annotation, cellular component: membrane. Gene Ontology annotation, biological process: transmembrane transport; chemical synaptic transmission. The transcript is spliced from 12 exons.
AUGGACGAAACAUACAAAGACAGGACUUCAUUAGUGAAAGGGGCAAAAGAUAUUGCCAGAGAGGUGAAGAGGCAAGCGGUGAAAAAAGUGAAUAAAGCUGUUGACAGAGCUCAGGAUGGCUACACACAGAGGUCCUACAACCGAUUCCAGGAUGAGGAAGAUGAUGAUGAUUACUAUGUCACAGGAGGAAAUUAUGGUGUAGAAGCUAAUGAUGAUGAAGGAUCGAGUGAAGCAACUGAAGGGCAUGAUGAAGAUGAUGAAAUUUAUGAAGGGGAGUAUCAGGGAAUCCCAAACAUGGGGCAGGGCAAGGACAGCAUGGUGGCCUUAGGUCAGUCUAUGCGUGAUGAAUAUAAGGAUCGUCAUGAACUGGAAACAGGGAGGAAAGCUGAUGAAGAAGAGCUAGCACAGCAGUACGAACUGAUAAUACAAGAAUGUGGCCAUGGUCGUUUCCAGUGGGCCCUCUUCUUUGUGUUGGGAAUGGCCCUAAUGGCUGAUGGGGUUGAAGUUUUUGUUGUUGGAUUUGUCUUGCCCAGUGCUGAAACAGAUAUGUGCAUACCCAAUUCUGGAUCAGGAUGGCUUGGUAGCAUAGUGUACCUUGGGAUGAUGGUGGGGGCAUUCUUCUGGGGAGGCUUGGCAGACAAGGUGGGAAGGAGACAGUCACUCCUGAUAUGCAUGUCUGUCAAUGGAUUCUUUGCCUUCCUUUCAUCAUUUGUCCAGGGCUAUGGCUUCUUCCUCUUCUGUCGCUUGUUUUCUGGAUUUGGGAUUGGUGGUGCUGUGCCAACAGUCUUCUCCUAUUUUUCGGAAGUGCUAGCUCGGGAGAAACGAGGCGAACACCUGAGUUGGCUCUGUAUGUUUUGGAUGAUUGGCGGCAUCUAUGCUUCUGCAAUGGCUUGGGCAAUAAUUCCUCACUAUGGAUGGAGUUUCAGCAUGGGCUCUGCCUACCAGUUCCACAGCUGGCGAGUAUUCGUGAUUGUCUGCGCACUGCCUUGUGUCUCUUCUGUGGUAGCCCUCACCUUUAUGCCAGAAAGCCCACGUUUCUUGCUGGAGGUUGGAAAACACGAUGAAGCUUGGAUGAUACUCAAGCAAAUUCAUGACACAAACAUGCGUGCUCGUGGUCAGCCUGAGAAAGUCUUCACAGUUAACAGAAUCAAAACUCCAAAGCAGAUAGAUGAGCUCAUAGAAAUAGAGAGCGAUACAGGAACUUGGUACAGGAGGUGUUUCGUUAGAAUUCGCACAGAGCUAUAUGGUAUUUGGUUGACAUUUAUGAGAUGCUUCAACUACCCGGUGAAGGAUAAUACAAUCAAACUUACAGCUGUGUGGUUCACCCUGUCUUUUGGCUACUAUGGCUUAUCUGUCUGGUUUCCCGAUGUCAUUAAACAUCUGCAGUCAGAUGAGUACGCGUUCCGAGUGAAACAUUUCCACAAUGAGGAGGUUUCACAUUUCGUCUUCAACUUCACGCUGGAAAAUCAGAUUCACAGCAAUGGAGAAUACAUCAAUGACAGGUUUGUUAUGAUGAAGUUUAAAUCAGUAACCUUUGAAGAUUCACUUUUUAAGAACUGUGUGUUUGAAGACAUUACUUCGCUGAACACAUACUUCAGGAACUGUACUUUUGUGAAUACCACCUUCCACAACACAGAUCUCGAGAAAUAUAAAUUUGUUGACAGUGAAUUGAUAAAUUGCACAUUUUUCCACAUCAGGACAGGCUGCCAGAUUUCUUUCGAUGACGACUACAGUGCCUACUGGAUUUACUUUGUUAAUUUCCUCGGAACUUUGGCAGUGUUACCGGGGAAUAUUGUGUCCGCUCUCCUGAUGGAUAGAAUUGGACGGUUAACGAUGCUAGGUGGUUCCAUGGUUCUCUCUGGCAUCAGCUGUUUUUUCCUGUGGUUUGGGACCAGUGAAUCCAUGAUGAUAGGUAUGCUCUGCCUCUACAACGGCCUCACCAUUUCAGCCUGGAACUCGCUAGAUGUCAUUACUGUGGAGUUGUAUCCUACAGACAGAAGGGCAACAGGCUUUGGCUUUUUGAAUGCACUGUGCAAAGCUGCAGCUGUACUUGGAAACUUAAUAUUCGGUUCCCUUGUUGGUAUCACCAAAGCAAUCCCUAUUCUCCUUGCUUCUACUGUUCUGGUUUGUGGAGGUCUGGUAGGACUUCGGCUUCCCGACACAAGAACCCAGGUGUUGAUGUAA